GGGCAAUUCCUGAUCAUAGUCCAGUACUUACUGUCCACAAUGUCUAUGUUUGACAAGUUCAAGAAAGGUGCGCAGAAAGCUGGCCUUCAAGCGACGAGCUUCGUCAUGGAUAGCUCGUCAAAAGUCGCCACUGGAUCAAGAGACUUUGUACAAGGAUUCGGUUUGCCAGGAGAAGCAGAGAAGGCGGCUAAGAUCCUAGACAGCUUCUUGGCUGACCCUGAUCACCCUGAAUCUGCGUUGAACUCUAUCCCAAAGGCUGUCUUACAGCGUGCGCGAGGACUUGCCGUGUUCCAAGUCAUCAAGGCUGGAUUUGUUUUCUCUGGUAAAGCUGGCUCGGGAAUCGUCAUUGCACGACUUCCCGAUGGCUCUUGGUCGGCCCCUUCAUGCAUAGCUACAGGAGGUCUUGGCUGGGGUUUACAAAUUGGCGCAGAUAUAACGGAUUUUGUGGUUGUGCUCAAUAGCGAGGAUGCAGUCAGGGCGUUCUCAAUCGGCGGUAAUGUCACGAUUGGCGGGAAUAUCAGCGCUGCUGCGGGCCCUAUUGGUACAGGAGGAAGUGUACAGGCAAGCUUGGCGCACCCAGCACCAAUGUUCUCUUAUUCCAAAUCAAAGGGUCUCUUUGCUGGCCUGUCUUUGGAAGGAACAGUUUUGAUUCAAAGGGCAGAUGCUAACCGCGAGUUCUAUGGAUCCAAUGUCCCUGCCCGCGAUAUUCUUGGUGGCCGAGUACCUCCACCUGAAGUAGCUUCCCGGCUUUAUGAAAUCAUAGAGGCUGCAGAAGGCUUAGACGAAUCUGGAGUUCCGGAAGCUGCGUACGUUCCCACUGCCACCGGUGAACACAUGGGAGUAGGAGGCAUGGGGGGCCAUCACACUGUAUUCGACGCUGAGGGGCAGUAAAUGCUAGUUUUCAGGAGGCUUUGGAGAGGAAGACAUGACAAGUUGGCUGCUGUAUACGAUAACGAAAGUCCUAACGUCUAGUGAUGUUUUUCAUUGUUUGCAUAUUUCCUUAAAUCUUUUACUGUAGUAAGAAAGUUCAGAUUCACCUAUGACUGGGACUCAAUGCCCCCAUUCUCUUCUGUGAGACCAAGUACAUAUCUCCGAUAGCCAAUAAAUGUAGCCGUUGCUU
Molecule: messenger RNA, 1120 nt
Organism: Serpula lacrymans var. lacrymans S7.9
Lineage: Eukaryota; Fungi; Basidiomycota; Agaricomycetes; Boletales; Serpulaceae
Exons: 4
Coding region: 40-891 (283 amino acids)
Biological process (GO): actin cortical patch localization; actin filament bundle assembly
Cellular component (GO): actin cortical patch
Molecular function (GO): actin filament binding; phosphatidylinositol binding
Source: RefSeq, a predicted model, not a curated record